ACACAAUCACCGACCAGGAUGCAGCCCGACCCCACGCGACGUGCUAUACUCGACUGCACUGCGGACCAGUCACCUGAGCUACCUACGUAUCACGAGUACUUACUCCGAGAGAAAGGCCGGCCGAUACUAGGAUUAGGGUGCCGGAGCCGUGCAAAAGCCUCUUCAUCCAGGCCGGUGUGGUAUGACGGCGACACGAUUGAAGGAGAGUUCAACUUAUGCUGCGGACCACGUUCUCCGUCGAGAGGGUCAUCGUUCGUGUACAAGGACGAAUUGCCCCUCCCGACGUGGGAAGACCAGAUGUCUUCUGGAGCACCUCUCAUACCAUCUAUGCUACUUCCUCCGUAAUACGCAGUGACGGCGCUAAUUCCACCGGUCUGAAAGCAAUGUUUCCCCGUCUACCAGCUGGGAAUUACCACUGGCUAUUUCGGGUUUUUCUACCAGAUUUUGUGACGAUCAAUACACGCUCAGGCGGGGAGUCGUUUCGCCUACCACCGAGCUUCAGACAAC
Molecule: messenger RNA, 507 nt
Organism: Dacryopinax primogenitus
Lineage: Eukaryota; Fungi; Basidiomycota; Dacrymycetes; Dacrymycetales; Dacrymycetaceae
Exons: 3
Coding region: 19-345 (108 amino acids)
Source: RefSeq, a predicted model, not a curated record